UGUCGGAUCAAGAAAGCUACCAAAAUUGUAGUUUUUUCCUCUAUUCUAAUAUUCGCAGAUACGCGAGAGACCGGCUUUGUCAAUGCCAUUACAUCUGCAGGUGUUUCUUUUUCCGUCACUAAGGCAUGUAGUCUAGGCUCCUCUAUCUCCUGUUACUGCGAUCCCACAAAACUUCCAGACCUCAACAUUACGGAUCGAUGGGAAUGGGCCGGUUGUGAUAAUUUCCAGUUUGGUUAUCUGAAAUCAAAAGAAUUCUUGGAUGACUGGUUCAGAAAAAGAAGAGACUUUAAAGCGAUGCUGCUCUCCCAUAACUAUGAAGCUGGUCGAUUAGCUGUGACCAACAGUAUGAGAAUAAUUUGUAAGUGCCAUGGGAUGUCCGGAACGUGCAAUCUGAAAACAUGCUGGCACAAGCUACCACAUUUCAGAAAAGUAGGAGAUUUGUUAAAAAAGCAGUUUGAUGGUGCAGUCAAAGUAAUGGCUGGAAAUGAUGGGAAGCGUUUUAUUCCAGAGGGCGCUACAAUCAAGGAUCCAAGAAAACAAGAUAUUGUUUACUCUGAAGAAUCGCCCAAUUACUGUUUACCCAACAAGAAGAUUGGCUCUUUGGGAACACGUGGUCGAGAGUGCAACAGAACUUCGAUGGGAGUUGAAGGGUGUAAACUGUUGUGUUGUGAACGUGGUUACGACACGAUGGUAUAUACUAUCGAAAGGGACAACUGUAACUGUCGCUUUUAUUAUUGUUGUAAAAUUAAGUGUCAGAUCUGCCAGGAAAAAAGAACAGUCAGCCGUUGUUUCUAGAUCUAAGCCACAAAAACAUAGCAACCACAGUAGACUUUUUCUGCUGAUUAGAUCUGACUGAUAUUACUUGAAUGUAUUUCAUUUAUUUAUUAUGAUUUUAACUCUUAUGCUCUCUUGCUUGAAUAAAUCGCAUAGGCGUGGGAGUAACUUCUAUUUUUGUGUUUAUUUUUUAUGUAGUCUUUUAUACAGUUAUUGAUGAAAUAAUAAUAUCUUUAGAAAUGAUUUGAUACAUAGAAGAAAAUAGUAUUUAUUUUUUUACUUACAGUUUUGUCAGAACUCUACAAAUGAGCUUUAAGGAUUUUUUUUUAUCAACUCAGCUUCCGUAUUUGUGUAUUUAAGCAUAUUUGCUUCUUCAGAGAUACAUAAACAGAAUAAUAUAUACAUUUAUGAAGAAAACUUUAUCUCACAUUGUAGCAGAUUAAAGUUCCAGUUUGUAGGCUUUUUCUUUU
Messenger RNA from Limulus polyphemus (Atlantic horseshoe crab), 1244 nucleotides. Its product is annotated as protein wingless-like. The transcript is spliced from 2 exons. The record is from RefSeq and is a predicted model, not a curated record. The annotation marks the transcript as partial. NCBI's taxonomy places the organism in Eukaryota, Metazoa, Arthropoda, Merostomata, Xiphosura, Limulidae. Gene Ontology annotation, cellular component: extracellular region. Gene Ontology annotation, molecular function: frizzled binding; cytokine activity. Gene Ontology annotation, biological process: multicellular organism development; neuron differentiation; canonical Wnt signaling pathway.